Messenger RNA from Tetrahymena thermophila SB210, 1143 nucleotides. RefSeq lists its product as hypothetical. The record is from RefSeq and is a predicted model, not a curated record. The transcript has a single exon. NCBI's taxonomy places the organism in Eukaryota, Ciliophora, Oligohymenophorea, Hymenostomatida, Tetrahymenidae.
AUGAAAAUUUAAAUCAUUAUUUUACUUAGUCUUUGUUUGACUUCAGUAUUUGCAGCUGGUAAAUGUGCAAAUCACUAAGCAUAUUUAUUAGUAAAAGCUUACUUUUAAGAUUUAGCUACUGGUAAUGGAUAAAAAGCAUUAGAUGAUGUGAACAAGUUUGCUUCUUAUUACGAAAAUAAAAAUCCUUCAACAAGCGCAUCAAGUGAUGAUUUAGGUGUUUGUAGCUAAAGUGGUUAAUACCAAGGUCAUCCAUCUUGUUGCGAUGCUAAAAUAACUAAAUUCUUGGAAAAAGCAGCUCUCUUCAAAGUUAAGCCUCUUUAAAACUAGAAUAACAUAGUUAUGAAGUUUAUGAAUGCUUUAGUUAAGAUGAUAAAUAAAUCAACAUGUAAUGCCAAAGCAGGUCAAACUAAACCAACUAAGGCUGAUGACUUGAAAAGCAAUACCGCUUUGACAAGUUUGUAGACUUUGAUCAAAAACAGUAAUGCUUGCAAAAUUUAAUUUGCUACAGCUAUGGUCUAAUUUACUAGAGGUGCAGUUUGCACAGUUUGUGCAGGCACUGAUUAACUUUCUAGUUUCUUUGGCAGUGAUGGAAAAUUAAUCAUAAGCUAAUCUAGCUCAGAUGCAUUCUAAAAAGCCACUAAUGAUGCACUUGCAUGCUUUGCAGAUGUCGCCUCAUGGACUGCAACUUCAACUAAUCCUGGACUUUCAGUUGUUGUCAACGAUGUAUUUGGAGCAUAUUUAGAUUCCAGUUGUUCAACUACCGCUCUUGUGACUAAACUCUAAAAUGCUUUUACAAGUAAUGGUGGAAUAUAAAAAUCAGGUGCUUGCUCAUCUACUACAGUAUUUAAAAAAUAAACAAACUGUGAGUAAGCCUAAUAAGGAGAUUCUACAAUAGAUAAUUAAGUAAAUACAGGUAGAUUUUUAGAAUAAAUGGAAUUUGAAAAUAUCAGAGUAUUAUAGGCCCCUAGCGCUGACUCAACUAUUUCCUCAACUGGUGGUGUUAAUAUUCUUGUUCAAAGUCCAGGAGAUUCUAACAUAGAUGCAGAUGGUAACGUUGAUACAACAACCGAUGCACCAGGUAGUUCAGUUAUUAACUCAUUUUUAUUGAGCUCAUUAGCUGUUUUAUUAUUGGCUAUCUAUUGA